Ogataea philodendri is the source of this 516-nucleotide messenger RNA. RefSeq lists its product as uncharacterized. NCBI's taxonomy places the organism in Eukaryota, Fungi, Ascomycota, Pichiomycetes, Pichiales, Pichiaceae. The record is from RefSeq and is a predicted model, not a curated record. Gene Ontology annotation, biological process: cytoplasmic translation; ribosomal large subunit assembly. The transcript is spliced from 2 exons. Bases 1 to 516 code for a protein of 171 amino acids. Gene Ontology annotation, molecular function: RNA binding; structural constituent of ribosome. Gene Ontology annotation, cellular component: ribosome; cytosolic large ribosomal subunit.
AUGGUUGCUUGGUACCCAGCAGAAGAAAUCCCUGUUGCAAAGAAAGCCAGAAAGGCAUCCAGACCACAAAAGUUGAGAUCCACUCUCACACCUGGUGUGGUUCUCAUUCUUUUAGCUGGUAGAUUCAGAGGAAAGAGAGUCGUGUACCUCAAGAGCCUUGAAGACAACACUCUGCUUGUCUCUGGUCCUUUCAAGGUCAACGGUGUUCCAUUGAGAAGAGUCAAUGCUAGAUAUGUCAUUGCUACUUCUACUACCGUUGAUGUGUCGGGACUGGAUCUUUCCAAAUACGAUGUCACAUACUUCAAUCAAGAAAAGCCAGUUAAGGGCUCCAAGUCCGAGAAAGAUUUCUUUGGCGAGGGUGCAAAGAAAGAGAUCAAGUCUGAGAGAGUGAAAGACCAAAAGUCUAUUGACAACGCUCUGAUCACUGAAAUCAAGAAGACUCCUCUGCUCAAACAAUACCUUGCAUCGUCGUUCUCCCUUAAGAGCGGUGACAAGCCUCAUGCCAUGGUUUUCUAA